Messenger RNA from Aspergillus glaucus CBS 516.65, 2241 nucleotides. RefSeq lists its product as uncharacterized. The coding region runs from base 269 to 1954 and encodes 561 amino acids. Gene Ontology annotation, cellular component: transcription factor TFIID complex. The transcript is spliced from 2 exons. The record is from RefSeq and is a predicted model, not a curated record. Gene Ontology annotation, biological process: DNA-templated transcription initiation. Lineage: Eukaryota; Fungi; Ascomycota; Eurotiomycetes; Eurotiales; Aspergillaceae.
GCGAACAAGACGGACGAACUCACAACUCAUUCACUGCGCAUCGGUUAUUGUGCUGGCCGGCAACUCCCCAGCAACUCCAUAUUGCUAUACUAUUGCAGAACCGAUGUCUUGAGAUGGUUACAGUUGGUGGCGGCGGCGGUUCGAGCAGUCCGCUCACAUCUACGACCAACGCGCGGACGACAAUCGAUUUUGGUGGCCGCGACAGAGUCUGAAAAAGUGACAGAUCGCGCAAAUUUUCCCUCGAGAUUCAAACAAUACAUUCACCAAGAUGGCGCAAACACAACCCCAGCAGCAUUACCCCCAACCUUUCUCGCCUCCUGGUCCCUCCCCGUCUCCCAACCCGGCGUCUCCAGUGAAUGGUGGCCUUCCACCUCAGAAGCGACAGCCGUUUUCUCCUCUCCCUCCGACACAGACACAAUCACCAUAUGCCUCUCCAAGCUUUGGGACUCUUCAGUUACCGCAGAAUCAAUCGCCAAUGAUGAACGGGACAAAUAUGAACGGCACGGCACCAACGCCAGCGCCGCCCCCGCCGUCGGGCACAAUGGGACCUCCAUCUCGACCGGCAGAGAAAGCGACGGAUGCUGCUGAACUGACGGAUGUUCUGGCAUCCUCUGGUAUUGAUGUUAGGGAAGAAGAGGCUUUUCUUACGAGUAGCUAUUCUGGGCCUCCUCCACGGGCUCAACAGGUGCUGCCCCCCCAGCAACAACAACAGCACCAGCAAUUACAACAGGCCCCUACUUCUUUUACAUCACAAACCUCUACGGCUGGGACACCCACUCCGACAGCAAGCUUCAGUGAGCCUUCGCAGAUUAAAACACAGGAUUCCUACUACACCGAACCAACACCCGCUCCUUACAGAACCCAAACCGAACCGAUUCGCGAGGAUUCCGAAGCGGCCAGACGCGCGCAGUACCAUCUGCAAGAGCCUUUCUUGUUAACAAAACUUCUUGAGCAAAAGUUGCAGAGACGCGGCUUUGAACUUGGCGUUCGUAUACCCGCAGAAGGGUUAUUCCAUCCGGUACCGGGCCGCCCACAGCCGAUCGAAGUCACAGGGCCAGAUGGUUCAUCCAUUGUGCGGACAGGAAAGACGAUUUUGAACCAGGAAGGCGCGCCUUUGGUGGAUAUACUGAAUCUCAUGUCGAUAUGCUGUGAAGAACGGCUGAGAAACGUGGUCGACUAUUCGUCAUCACUUGCCAGAACCCGGCGCGCACACUCACACGGGGUGGUGCCAGUUGAGUGGCAAGACUUGACCCGUUCCGCCGAACAGGCGAACGGGACCGGAAGCCCCAAGUCGUCUUCACUCAAACGGCCACAUUCUGCGACCGACCAAUCGUCGACCCGACCGCUCCCUGAGAAGUACCGUAUGCUCAUGGAGAAGGACGUGUCGAACGAAGAAAUUCGUGCUAAAAAGCGUGCCAAACGCAGCGAAAAUGCCAUCUUGGGGGAAAGUACCGGAAACCGAGCAGAAUCGGCAGAGCCCACCGGGUCUGCUCCUUCUACGCCCAUUGGGGAGAAAGCCCCUGGGUUCGAUAAGAAGGGGGUUUCCAAGAAGGAAGCCAGAAAAAUGGUUGAUGCCAAGGCCAGCGAGGCCCAGCAACACCAGCAGUCCGUGGAGACGGCGCGUAUGGCCACGAACAGCAUGCUGUCCGGCCGGGUGUUUGGUACCAAGAAGUCGUACUCUUGGUUAAACCGGGGUGGCUCGAAUGCCAGUGGCUUUAGCACGCCGUCGCGUCUCAAUGCAGCCUCCCCCAGUACAGGCGGCGAGAAGAACGGCCGCAACGGCGAGCCGGCCGUCAUUCCACCCAAACAACUUGGGGCAUGGCGGGAGGAUCAAGAAAAGGGCGCUGGUAUCCAACUUCGGGAUGUUCUUUUUAUGCUGGAACUCGAUGGACGAGGCGCGAAGCAUGUACAAAAGGCGUACUCCAAGGAUCUGAAAGAAGAUCGAAUGGAAUGAUGCUUUCCCUUCGGUUCUCAAGUUUUUUUCCUGUAACCUCCACCUGUCUAACAUUCUUAACUCCCCACGGCUACUAGGCAGGCCGUGGUCGUUGGCGUUACGGUUGCUUUCUUUUCACUUUGUGUUUAUUCUUGACUAUGGGGUUUUGGUGCUAGUGUGCAGAGUGUCUUGAUUUCAUGGAUGCAUGUUUUGCUGGGGAUUAGAAGUGCGACCACGGCAUUGUCAUUCUUGUUCUUUACUUAGUUGAAUACCUAACGAAUCUAAUUGUAGAACUGUAUCUUUGAGAG